GCUGUGGAUUGAGACAAUGACGAAUGUUGAUGCCUCGGCGCCUGAGAAGCUUGCCGCGUCGCGUUCAGAGUCCAAAACCACUUCGAGAUACCAUUCAUCCCCCUUCUCCAUCGGUUCCAUCACGCUAUUCGGGUAUUCAAUCUCUCCCAUUGAGCCCCAUCAUCAACCUACUCUGCUCCCUCCCAGUUGGACUUCACUGGCGAUACAACAAAAUGCCGGUGAUUCCCAUUGCCCCUCGAGCUCAAUUGCUCCUCCGAGCAAGAUCACCACCACCUGCAACCUCCUUGUCCAGCCUCACUGUCUUCCUCCGCCAUCGACAACAACCGCUAGACCAACAUCCCAAGUACCAGGACUUCUCCACCACCUCCACCACCCUCGCCAAAUCUCACGCCCGUCCUCCAUCCUCUCAAUCCGCCACCUCCCCUCCGUCCUCCCGCUCCUCCACCGCCACCCAGACCCUUGCAACAGACAUCAAUCCCCCGGCGAGCACCCGUCCAGCAGACCUCCUCCUCCCCUCCGCCCUGAGCUCUUCCCCCUCCUCCUCUUCCUCCACUUCCUCCGCCACUUCGCCCGCCGAGAAAUUCAAAUACUACAUCGCCAUCGGCCGCGCCUACCUGACCUUCUACAAAACCGGUCUCAAGAAUGUCUACCACAACUACCGCGCCGCGGUGCCCCUCCGCCGAAGCCUGGGGUUGUCAGCCUAUCUCCCCACCUCCCCAUCGCUACCACCAGCGAUUAAAGAUCAGCUGAAGGCGACGACGACGACGACGACGACGACGAAAACAGGAUCGUCAUCAGUCAAUGGCGACCACCACCACACCACCACCAACAACAAAAAAUCAGUUGUCAUCUCGCGCUCGACCUUCCAGCUCCUCCACCGCUCCGCCUACGAUAUCCGCCGCAUGAUCCCCUUCACCCUGCUUCUGAUUGUCUGUGGCGAAUUCACCCCUCUCGUGGCCCUGGCGCUGGGAAAUGCCGUCACCCCGCGCACGUGUCGGGUACCCAAGCAGCUGGAGAAGGAGCGCGGGAAGCGCAUGCAGCGGAAGAAGAUGGCGCUGCUGGGCCGCGGGACGGUGACGGCGCCCACGGUGGGCAGUGCGGAGGAGAUGAGCGCUCUGCGGUUGUUGAUCAGCAGGAGCAUGGCCCAGGAUCGGGAGGCAGUGGCCCGAGCGUGUGCGGUGUUCGGGUUGGCAAGGUCGCAUGAGGCUCCGGCGUGGGCGGUGCCCUUGGUGUACCAGAGGCGCUUGGAGCGGUAUCUGGAGUAUUUGGCGAUAGAUGACGAGUUGAUCCGGCGAGGUGGCGGGGUCAAGGCCAUGGAAGCGGCCGAGGUCCGCAUUGCGGUGGAGGAACGCGGCGGGGUUGGCGUGGGUUUCUCGGAGGUGGGAAGAGACGGGUGGGAGGUGGAAAGGGAAGAGAGACGGUGGUUGGAGAAGUGGCUGCAAAAGAGGUGAGGGGGGUCCUGGAGUCAUGAGAUCUUUCCAGGCUCCGGUACUACAUGUGUAGCAUAGUAUGCGUAUCGAGUACAUGUUCCAUUGGGAUCUACAGCCAGUCGAUCCACAGAACCGUCGAAAUAUGUGCAG
Molecule: messenger RNA, 1580 nt
Organism: Aspergillus saccharolyticus JOP 1030-1
Lineage: Eukaryota; Fungi; Ascomycota; Eurotiomycetes; Eurotiales; Aspergillaceae
Exons: 1
Coding region: 213-1451 (412 amino acids)
Biological process (GO): intracellular monoatomic cation homeostasis
Cellular component (GO): mitochondrial inner membrane
Molecular function (GO): ribosome binding
Source: RefSeq, a predicted model, not a curated record